AUACACACACACACACACACACACAAUGGCCAACGUUGUGAAUAUGAAUAUGAACAGCCUGUUCAAUGGCAAGGAUUCACGCUGGUUGCAAUUGGAGGUCUGUCGCGAAUUUCAGCGUAACAAAUGUUCACGUCAGGAUACGGAAUGUAAAUUUGCCCAUCCCCCGGCUAAUGUGGAGGUCCAGAAUGGCAAGGUCACUGCUUGUUACGACAGCAUUAAGGCCGCACAACUAUUAGAGAUGGAUAACUUCAAGGGUCGCUGUAAUCGUGAUAAACCGCCGUGCAAAUAUUUUCAUCCACCACAGCAUUUGAAGGAUCAAUUAUUGAUAAAUGGACGCAAUCAUUUGGCCCUAAAGAACGCAUUGAUGCAACAGAUGGGCAUAGCACCCGGUCAGCCGGUUAUAUCGGGCCAAGUGCAAGCUGUGGCCGCAAAUCCAUAUUUGUCUGGAAUACCAGCCAACACAUAUAGUCCAUAUUAUCCAACUGGACACUUAGUGCCUACUUUACUGGGGCCGGAUCCAACGGCCGUUGCCUCACAACUGGGACCAGUUGUUCCACAGACUGUGCAGGUGGCCCAACAGAAAAUACCACGUUCCGACCGAUUAGAGGUCUGUCGCGAAUUCUUGCGCGGCGCCUGCAAACGCGCCGAAUCUGAAUGCCGUUUCGCGCAUCCUCAGGAGAGUGUCGCCCGGCACGAUGAUGGUUCCAUCACGGUUUGCAUGGACGCCGUGAAGGGCAGAUGCGCACGUGAACCCUGCCGCUACUUUCAUCCCCCCCUGCACCUACAGGCACAAUUAAAAGCGGCCCAAACACGCGCCACCGCUGUCGCUGCUGCAGCUGCGAGCUCACCUGUUACGGCACACCAUCAUCUACACCAGCAACACCACCUACACCACCAACUGCAGAGCCACCACCACCACCACCAGCAAUUGAACACCAUAUCAACGGCAGCAGCACCAACACCAUCAUCACCAACAACAGCAACAGCAACAACAACAGCCACAAACAACAACAACAACAACAACAAUCUGAACAAUCCGAACCAGAAUAGCGCUGCUGCCGCUGCUGCUGCUGCCGCCGCUGCUGCCGCCGCUGCUGUAAUGGGCCAUCAUCAUCACACACUGGAAGUGGGCAAGAAGCGGGCAGCGGACACAACUACUGAUAUGUUUCCACUGAUGGAUGCUAAAACGGUUGGUUCAUUUUACUAUGAAAACUUCCAAUUCUCUGGCAUGGUACCGUUCAAACGUCCAGCUGCCGAAAAAUCUGGCAUUCCAGUGUAUCAACCCGGUGCGACAACCUAUCAACAAUUAAUGCAGCCCUUUGUGCCAGUCUCAUCAACUAAUAAUAAUAAAAUACCUUUAAAUGCUUCCUGUGUCAUAUACACCGAUCCAAGUGGACAGUUACUGGACACCCUCCCGGUGUGCCAAGAUUUCAAUAGAUCUAUGUGCAGUCGGUUAAAUUGUAGAUUCGUUCAUUUAACUGAAGAUGACAAGGUGGAGGUAAUUGAUCAACGUGUUGCUGUCUGUCGCGAUCAUGCCAAUAGUCAGUGUCGCCGCAAGCAAUGUAAAUACUAUCAUAUACCGAUUGUCUUGCCACCGGCCAAUAUAAUGGCAGCCAUGAUAACCAAUCCGAAUGAGCAGCCAAUACCAGGUGGAGGAGGUGGUUCAGCAGCGGCAGCGGCGGCAGCAGCAGCAGCAAUCGCUGCUGCCAAUAACAACAACAAUUUGAUUAUUAUUGAGCCACCGCAACAACAACAGCAGCAGCAGCAGCAACAACAACAACAGUUCACUUACCAUGCCGCCGCCACCAAUAAUAACAACAGCAGCAACACUAACAACAAUUACAUUAAUAAACACCAACAGCAGCAGCAGCAGCAGCUUAAUAGCAGCAGCAACAUUUAUCAGCAGCAGGCAAUGCAACAGCAGCAACCACAACACAUCACUUAUCAUUGCAGCUCGCCGUAUUCGCCAUCUUCGGCCUCAUCCUCUUCAUCCUGUUCGAUAGCCACUUCACCCACAUUGUCAUCGGCAACAACUUUGUCGACGACAUCGACAGCAACAAUGCCCACACCACAGCAACAAUAUGUUGCCGGCGUUGGUGGUGCUGCUGGUGCGACAACAACAGCAACAUUUAUAAAGGCACCAACCUAUUAUGCCACCGAUGGCACUCCGACUUUGGUAUUGAGUAGCGAUUAUAACUCCAACUGUAUACCCAUACAGGCAACACCAUUCAUAUCCCUACAAGGUCCACCGCCACCGCCACCAACACAUCAUCACCACCAUCAUCAUGCUCAUCCACAUCAUCAUGCUCUACACCACCAGCAACAUUUGUUGAAAUACACAACCACCAACACCACUGCGAACAACAACAACAACAGCAACAACAAUACCAAUAUCUCCUACCUGGGACAACAUCCACACCAUCAUCAUCAUCAUCAUCACCAACAAGUUCAUUAUCAACAAUUGGGCCCAGUGGCAGUGGCAGCCACCACAGUGGCUCAAUUGCAGGCAACCACAAUGACUGUGACACCGGCAGCAGCAGCGAAUGCCACAACCGUAGCAGCAGUUGCAGCUCCUUCCACUUGCAUCUAAAAAAACAAAAACAAAGGUGAUGAUCGCGGAAGGAUCAAAGCAAAACAAGAAGAAUAUAUAAAAUAAACAAAUCAUAAUCCUACUUUAAAUUCGAAUUACUUUCUCCCUUAAUUAAUUUUUCAAAAAAAAAUACUCAGAAACACAUCAAAACUUACACACACACAACACACACACAUUCAAUAACUUACACUAAACUAAUCGAAACAAAAAGUAAAAGUAAAUUCUUCACCCAAGCAUUAUAAUACCUAUUAUAUA
Molecule: messenger RNA, 2845 nt
Organism: Drosophila willistoni
Lineage: Eukaryota; Metazoa; Arthropoda; Insecta; Diptera; Drosophilidae
Gene: mbl
Product: muscleblind-like protein 2
Exons: 11
Coding region: 26-2590 (854 amino acids)
Molecular function (GO): metal ion binding
Source: RefSeq, a predicted model, not a curated record